Molecule: messenger RNA, 720 nt
Organism: Durio zibethinus
Lineage: Eukaryota; Viridiplantae; Streptophyta; Magnoliopsida; Malvales; Malvaceae
Product: NADH dehydrogenase [ubiquinone] 1 alpha subcomplex subunit 6-like
Biological process (GO): response to oxidative stress
Cellular component (GO): respiratory chain complex I
Source: RefSeq, a predicted model, not a curated record
UUUGGCGGAGCUCCAAAUUGAUAGUUCUCAGCAGGUCUCUAGGUGUUAGUUCUACUUAUUUAUCUCUCACCCUCGGACUCCAGAAUCACUGAACGAGUCAAGCUCGAACUCGGAUUACCCAAUGGCGUUCGCGUUGAGGAGCGUGAAGGUACCGCCGAACUCAGCGAGUUUGGAAGAAGCAAGAAGUCGGGUGUUCGAUUUCUUCAGAAUCGCUUGUAGAUCAAUCCCGGCAAUUAUGGAUAUCUAUAACCUAGACGACGUCGUAACCAAAUCCCAGCUCCGUUCCACCAUCGCCUCCGAGAUCCGUAAGAACUCCCAUAUCACUAACCCUAAGGUAAUUGAUUUGCUGCUCUUUAAGGGCAUGGAAGAGCUGAACAACAUCGUGGAGCAUGCAAAGCAGCGGCACCACAUUAUCGGCCAGUAUGUAUUGGGUCGUCAAGGGCUUGUUCAGGAUUUGGACACCAAGGAUGAAGGCAUGUCUGAUUUCCUGAAGAAUUUCUAUAAAAGCAAUUAUUUUUGAAUAUCCAAUUUUCUCAGACAGCUCAUAGGGUUUUUGCUUUUGAGUGGACUUCCUUGAUAAUAAUAUGCCUAAUCCUAACCUUUUAUGUUGGGUAAAAUUCUAUAGUUUGUAUUCCUGUUCACUUCUAUGUCUGUUGCUUUUCACAAACCCACAGAAAUGAUUGGUCGAAUUCUGGUGAAUUUAAGAAAUUGAUCUCUUUA